Molecule: messenger RNA, 1927 nt
Organism: Mesoplodon densirostris (Blainville's beaked whale)
Lineage: Eukaryota; Metazoa; Chordata; Mammalia; Artiodactyla; Ziphiidae
Product: phenylalanine--tRNA ligase beta subunit-like
Exons: 1
Coding region: 314-1801 (495 amino acids)
Biological process (GO): phenylalanyl-tRNA aminoacylation
Cellular component (GO): phenylalanine-tRNA ligase complex; cytoplasm
Molecular function (GO): phenylalanine-tRNA ligase activity; ATP binding; magnesium ion binding
Source: RefSeq, a predicted model, not a curated record
UAGGAAUGAAGCUCCGGGUUGCCUCCCGAGUGUAGUUCAUUAAGUGCAAUCAGAAGAGCGCUGUGGGAACUCCAUUUGUGAGCAACAGGCUGACGAAGAAUUUGAUGAACUAUGUUUUGAAUUUGGUCUGGAACUUGAUGAAAUUACAUCUGAGAAGGAAAUUAUAAGUAAGGAACAAGGUAAUGAAAAGGCACAGGGGGCCUCUGAUGUUGUUCUCUACAAAAUUGAUGUCCCUGCCAAUAGAUAUGAUCUCCUAUGUCUGGAAGGAUUGGUUUGAGGACUUCAGGUCUUCAAAGAAAGGGUAAAGGCUCCAAUGUAUAAACGGGUAAUGCCUAAUGGAGAAAUCCAGAAAUUGAUCAUCACAGAAGAGACUGCUAAAAUACGCCCGUACGCUGUUGCAGCAGUUCUCCGAAACAUAAAGUUUACCAAAGAUCGAUAUGACAGCUUCAUUGAACUUCAGGAGAAGUUACAUCAGAACAUUUGCAGGAAAAGAGCCUUGGUUGCUAUUGGUACCCAUGACUUGGACACUUUGUCAGGCCCAUUUACUUAUACUGCGAAGAAACCUUCCGAUAUCAAAUUCAAGCCUCUAAAUAAGACCAAGGAGUAUACAGCCUGUGAACUGAUGAACAUAUACAAGACUGACAACCACCUUAAACAUUAUUUACAUAUAAUUGAAAAUAAACCUCUGUAUCCGGUUAUCUAUGAUAGCAAUGGUGUCGUCCUUUCAAUGCCUCCAGUCAUCAAUGGAAAUCAUUCCAAAAUAACAGUAAAUACUAGAAAUAUAUUUAUUGAAUGCACAGGGACUGACUUUACUAAGGCAAAAAUAGUUCUUGAUAUCAUUGUCACCACGUUCAGUGAAUAUUGUGAGAAUCAAUUUACGGUUGAAGCAGCUGAGGUAGUUUUUCCUAAUGGAAAAUUACAUACCUUUCCAGAACUGGCUUAUCGAAAGGAGAUGGUGAGAGCUGAUCUAAUUAACAAAAAAGUUGGGAUCAGAGAAACUCCAGAAAAUCUUGCCAAGCUUCUGACCAGGAUGUGUUUAAAGUCAGAAGUCAUAGGCGAUGGGAAUCAGAUUGAAAUUGAAAUCCCUCCGACCAGAGCUGACAUUAUCCACGCCUGUGAUAUCAUAGAAGAUGCAGCUAUUGCUUAUGGAUAUAACAACAUUCAGAUGACUCUCCCGAAAACAUACACCAUAGCUAAUCAAUUUCCCCUAAAUAAACUGACAGAACUCCUGAGACACGACAUGGCAGCUGCUGGAUUCACUGAGGCACUUACCUUUGCUCUGUGCUCCCAAGAAGAUAUUGCUGAUAAACUGGGUUUGGAUAUCUCUGCAACAAAGGCAGUCCUCAUAAGUAAUCCUAAAACAGCUGAAUUUCAGGUGGCACGCACUACCCUGCUUCCUGGCCUCCUAAAGACCAUAGCUGCGAAUCGGAAGAUGCCCCUUCCUCUGAAACUGUUUGAAAUCUCUGACAUUGUAAUAAAAGAUUCUAGCAGAGAUGUAGGUGCAAGAAACUACAGGCAUCUCUGUGCUGUUUAUUACAACAAGAAUCCCGGGUUUGAGAUAAUCCAUGGGCUUCUGGACAGAAUCAUGCAGCUACUUGAUGUGCCUCCUGGUGAAAAGAAGGGAGGAUAUGUGAUCAAAGCAUCAGAAGGCCCUGCAUUCUUCCCCGGGCGAUGUGCUGAGAUCUUUGCCCGGGGUCAGAGCAUCGGGAAGCUGGGGGUCCUUCAUCCUGAUGUUAUCACCAGAUUCGAGCUGACCAUGCCCUGCUCCUGCGUGGAAAUCAACAUUGAGCCGUUUUUGUGAAGAUGGGUCUCGUGUGGUUCUCGCCCCGAGGGUCCCUCUCUCCUCCUAGGUGCCCUUUAGUUGUCCCCACAGUAAGUAAGUCCACUUGUGCUUGUGCAUUAAUGUUGAAUAAAGUAGAAAGCAGUG